This is a messenger RNA of Drosophila biarmipes, 4542 nucleotides long. RefSeq names its product GATA-binding factor C (gene grn). Lineage: Eukaryota; Metazoa; Arthropoda; Insecta; Diptera; Drosophilidae. The record is from RefSeq and is a predicted model, not a curated record. Gene Ontology annotation, molecular function: zinc ion binding; DNA-binding transcription factor activity, RNA polymerase II-specific; RNA polymerase II cis-regulatory region sequence-specific DNA binding. Bases 405 to 2525 code for a protein of 706 amino acids. The transcript has 9 exons. Gene Ontology annotation, biological process: positive regulation of transcription by RNA polymerase II; cell fate commitment; negative regulation of transcription by RNA polymerase II.
CGCUCGUGUGUUCGUUCAGUUCGAUUUCAACUGUUGACGUGUUUGCAAGCGUGUUAUCGGCGUGCGUCCGCUCGCUCCGUUCGUACUUCGCCAUCGACUCUCGUCGCGCCGCGACAACAACAAACCAAGCUCGAGAAACGCGUCGGCAAAAGAAAACCCAGUGUUAACCAACAAAUAGCAAGAGCAAAGAUCAAAAAACCUAGCAGAAACAAGCAGUGUGCCCAAACAGUGUGCUACGAAUAGUGAAAGAAAUUGUGUAUGAAAAAUGCCUAGCUAUUAGAGGAGCGGAAGAGCGCUAGGAACCCCGAGUUGCAGAGAAGACCCGCUGAGAUACACAGAGCGAUCCGAUAGACCCGCUUCCUGCCCCCCGGUAGAACAGAAAAGCAUUCAAAAUUAUACUCGAAAUGGAUAUGACCUCAACAGCGGAGGCUGCCGCUCGCAGCUGGUACGACAGUCCGCGCUUAGGGGGCGGCUCCUCGGGCGGCGGCAACGGGGGCGGGGUCUCGCCCCAGACGAACGGCCUUGGCAGCGCCGGCAGCAGCCUGGCCCACAGCCACCACAGCCUCUCCAGCGGCGCCAGCUCGGCGGGCAGCAGCGUGGGCGUCGGGGCGGCCCUGGGCGGCGGCGGCGGAUCCGGCCUGGACACUAGCGACAUGAGCGCCUUCUACGCGCUGGAGAGCAACGGACACCACCGGCGCUACUACCCGAGCUACCACCAGCACACAUCCCGCAUGCCCUCCACCCAUGCCUCGCCCCAAGUGUGCCGGCCCCACUUCCACACCCCGCUGAGUCCCUGGCUGACCAGCGAGCACAAGUCCUUCGCCCCCGCCAGCGCCUGGAGCAUGGGCCAGUUCGCCUGCCCCCAGGAGCCGCAGGUGGAGCACAAGCUGGGCCAGAUGGGCCAGAGCCACCAGACGACGGCCGCCGGACAGCACUCGUUCCCCUUCCCGCCGACGCCGCCAAAGGACUCCACGCCCGACUCCGUGCAAACCGGUCCAUCCGAGUACCAGGCCGUGAUGAACGCGUUUAUGCACCAGCAGGCCACGGGCUCUACCUCACUGACGGACGCCAGCUGUGCGCUGGACAUCAAGCCGUCGAUCCAGAACGGCAGUGCGAGCGGAUCCUCCGGCAGCGGCACCACCCACACGUCGACGCCCAAGCAGCGCGAAGGUACCACCAGCACCACUAAUUCCAGCUCCAACUCCACCAGCAGCAGUCAGCAGCAGCAACAGCAGCAGCAGCAACAACAGCAGCAGCAGCAGAGCAACAGCAACAGCAACACCACCGCCAGCAGCAACACAUCCGCCUCGUCAUCCGCCGCAGCAGCCUCCCUGUCCGCCGCCGCAGCCGCCGCCUCCGCAGCUACAUCCUCGAACGGACUGUUCGACGGCACGGCGCAGGCGUACAGCAGCGGCGGCGGGAGUGGCGGGGGCGGUGGAGGAGGCGGCGGUGGCUCCGGUGGCUACGACACCAGCAGCUAUGCCUCCUACCACCAUGCGGCGGCGCACCACCAGGCAGCGGCGGUGGCGGCGGCGAAUAUGUUCCAAAGUUCCUCGGUGGCCGCGGCUGCAGUGCGUCACAGCAUGGCCGCUGCGCAGGUGCACCACCACCACCAUCACCACCACAGUGGCCACCACCAUGGCGGCUCGUCCUCCUCGGGCAUGCACGGCCUGGGCGGCUCGGUGGGCGUGGGCGGCACCGCCGGCAUGGGCAGCAUGAGCGGCAACAGCGGCGGAGCGGGAUCGCUGAGCGGUCACAGUGGCGCCGGCAGCAACGCGGGCAGCAGCGGUCUGGAUGUGAAGCCCGUGCGGACCAAGCCGCGGACAAGUGCCGAGGGACGCGAGUGUGUGAACUGUGGCGCCACAUCGACGCCACUGUGGCGACGCGACGGAACGGGACACUAUCUGUGCAACGCCUGUGGCCUGUACUACAAAAUGAACGGCCAGAACCGACCCCUGAUCAAGCCAAAGCGAAGACUGACCCUGCAAUCGCUGCAGAGUGCGGCCAAGAGGGCGGGCACAUCCUGCGCCAACUGCAAGACCACAACCACAACCCUUUGGCGACGCAAUGCCAGCGGCGAGCCCGUGUGCAACGCUUGCGGAUUGUACUACAAGCUGCACAAUGUCAACCGUCCUCUGACAAUGAAAAAGGAGGGCAUUCAGACGCGUAAUCGCAAGCUGAGCUCCAAGUCCAAGAAGAAGAAGGGUCUCGGCGGCGGCUGUCUGCCCAUGGGAGGACACCUGGGCAUGGGCGACUUCAAGCCGCUGGAUCCCUCGAAAGGAUUCGGCGGCGGCUUCUCGGCCUCCAUGGCACAACAUGGACACCUCUCGGGCGGACUGCAUCCGGCACAUGCGCACAUGCACGGCAGCUGGUACACCGGCGGCAUGGGCGCCCUGGGAGCCUCGAGCGGACUGCAGGGCGGCUUUUCCACCGCCGGCUCUCUCGGCGGGGCGGUGGUGCCCCACUCGCAGCCCUACCACUUGGGACUCAGUUCGAUGGGCACCUGGCGCACUGACUACACGUGAUGGAGCGGGAACAACUUGAACAACAAUCUGUUCAGUUAGAGCCGCGACUUCUUACCCACGCCCGCUGGAUCGACUCCAUCGGGCAGUAAAUAAAUCGAGACAAACAAAAUAAAACCAAUAAAAACGAUGAAACCAGACAAAACACAAUGCCAAACUGAGGACUCCUUGGCCAGCAAUUGACAGUGGCACCGAGCCCUUGACACCCCAGCAGAGUAUAAUACAAUAUGGUGUUGUGUGGGGUGGGGGUGGGGGUGGUGUGCCCGCUGGACGAGCGCUGGCUAUUCCUAAUUGUAAACAUUGCGUGCAAUUUUUAAUUAUUUAAGCUUUGUCGCUGCUGUUUUUGCUGCCUUGCGGGCCGAGAGCCAAAAGACGAGUGCCGGCAGCAAUAACAAAAGCCCCAUUAAAAUUAAUUAAAGGGCUGCACAUUACUUUUAUUUUAUUUUUCCUUUAUGGCUUUUCUGUGAGUGUUUGUAUAGUUUUUCCUUAUGUUUCAUAUUUCGCUUAAUUAAUUUAAUUUCUCGCCGCAAAUUCAGCGUAUUUAAUUGUGCUUUAUGAACUGCCAUAAAAACCGAACGAGGAAGUGUGAGGGGGGAAAUUUCAUAAAUAUUUAUUGUGUACAUAUAACAAAAGAGGAAAAAGCGAGUAUCAAGCACACAGAGAACUAAAAUUAUUAUAUACACUAAACAAAAACAGUUAAAAUGCACGUCCAAAAGUAAAAAUUUUUGUAUAAAUGAGAAACAAAAAUCCUAGGUUUAAGUGAGGUUGCUUGAGAUGUUUGUCCUAAUUCGCAAAGCGCAAUUGAAAAUUGCACACGUACUUUAGAGCGUAUGCCUACUGUAAACUAGUUAAAUUCUUAGACUCUAAACAAAACAGACGUGAUAAACAAAAGUAAAAUCUAUAUAUAAAUAUUAACAUAAAAGAUUUCACUAAGGCGCGCCAUUAGCGAUUGUAAAAUAAAUUUAACACGUUGGGGAGAAGAAAAAUGUUUUUGAUUGAGAGCAAAGGCCGCCGUCAACUUUUAAACUAAAAACACACACUUAAAUGUUCAAUGUUAAUGCCUAAGUCUUAAAAAUAUACACAUAAACAUUAAAACGUACAUAGACUUAAACGUAAUGUAAUAAAUUUAAUUAAAUUAAAUGUUAAAGGCAAUUUGUAAAAUACAUUUGUUAGCAAUUUUUGUAUAAUUAUAGAAAAACAAAAGAAGAAAAACCACAAAAAAAGCAAAACCAACUAAACAUAAAGCCGUAAUCCCCUAAGUUGUGUGUAUAAAGCCAGUUUAGUCCUAACCUAAUUUAUGUCUGAGGUAUAAACAGAAUACGAUAUGUAUAACUAUAUAUAUAAAUAUGAUGUAUUAUGUGCUAAGUGUAAACGAUAAAUGUAUUGUAAUUUGGCCAUAUUGAUAGUUGAAUAUAUAUAAAUCGAAGCAAAAGUAAUGUUUAUUUAAAAUCGAAACAAAAAAUGGAAAAUUGUAUUAAAUUUAAUGGCAAUCACCAGAAAAAUCCAUAAAAAAAUCACAAAAAUAAAUAAAAAUAAUUUAUGAAGAAAAAAAUAUACAUAAAAUACAGAAAAAAAAAACACAAAAACGAUUCUAAUUGAGGAACGGUAACUGAAGGCUCCGCCGCCGAUGAUUAAUUGCUCUCAGAUGAGUGGACAGAAAAUCGAAAUUGGUUUGGUAAUAAAUCCAAUAAGCAGCCAUCGGAGCCCGGCCCGCAAUGAUGUCUCUAUAAUGGCCAUUUACGCUUAUGAAUUGCUCUUUAAAUUUCGAUGCGUCUCUGCUACACAAGAAACGUGCUUUGGUUCCCUCAGUUCUGUGGUUAUUUUUCGGAUAUUCUAGCUCAAUGUUGGUCAUUUGUUAUGCAGCAUUCGUUGCUGGCCAUUGAACGCAUGAAUUAUGAGUUGUUUGGAGGCGUGAAAUGGCAUGUUCGUAGCGCGGUUGUUGGUGUUUCGGUGAAGUGCCGCAAGAACCCAGUUCGUUGCCUAAGUCUUUUGUUUUACAGCGAUGACCGGGCCAGAAUGA